CGCGUCACUUCUGUCAGUGGUCGCGGCUUCUAGUCAACAAACAUGGCGUGCACGGUGAAGGGAGAGCUGAAAUGUAAAGACGGGAGAACGAGCAGGUUCACGGUGGAGGCGGAGAAUAAUUUAAAAUCCAUCAUCGAAGGAGUGAAGAAGAUCAGCUCUGAGAUUUCGGUGGUUUUAACGGAGCUCGUGGAAGAGGAGAGGAGUGUAAACACGGAGAGAGGAGAGUGUCGCGCGCGCGAUGAGGAUGUGGAAGAUGAAGAUGAGGACGAGGAUGAGGACGGUGAUGAAGAAGACCGCGAUAUAGAAACUACCGCAGUUAAAUUAAAGUCCAGACCUCCAGCGAAGCGUCUGAAGACCGUCACACCGUCCUGAGCAGAGCGUCUCCGUCUGUCCGUCCGUCUGUCUGUCUGUCUGUCCGUCCGUCUGUCUGUCUGUCCGUCUGUCUAUCUGUGCAGACAGAAGUUUUUCUUUUUGUCCCUCUGAACUGAUAAAUGAACUCUGAGUGAUGAGACGAGGUUAAAAAGAUAAAAGACAUUUAAAAAUAUAAAUUGGAAACAGUAUAAAGGGACAAUCAUUCAACACUUUUCCUGUAAAUAAUCACAAAUCAAUUUUUUUUUUUUUAAUAAUGAAAUUAAAGUGAAAAACACAAAGAUUUUUCUACCAAAACAUUUAUUUCUUUAUAUUUUAUUUCAUGGAAAGGCAAUAACUCAGUCACAUGACAUAAACAUCUGUUCAUUAGAAUUAUUACAUCAUUUAAAAAAAAAACCCUUGAGCCCUUUGACACAAAACCAGCGUGAAGAAAUCGUCGCUCAUCUUUUAUCUCUAAUCAGAUAUUCAUUUUUUAUCAAACGCUUCAGAAGUUUCACAGUCUGGAGGUUUUAGCUGCACAUCUGCACGAUAUGGCAGAAACACCUGCAUGAUAUUAUUCUGACGAAAUGAUUCUGGAUUUCUAUUCUCAGAAAAGCGCACAUAAACAACUGCAGGUUUCGUUCUUCUUCUUUUUGUAAUAAAACCACAAUUGUUGUUGAAAUAAA
Messenger RNA from Ictalurus punctatus (channel catfish), 1034 nucleotides. Its product is annotated as EKC/KEOPS complex subunit GON7. NCBI's taxonomy places the organism in Eukaryota, Metazoa, Chordata, Actinopteri, Siluriformes, Ictaluridae. Gene Ontology annotation, cellular component: EKC/KEOPS complex. The transcript has 2 exons. Bases 43 to 372 code for a protein of 109 amino acids. The record is from RefSeq and is a predicted model, not a curated record.